This is a messenger RNA of Dicrocoelium dendriticum, 2821 nucleotides long. The record is from the annotation of a GenBank genome assembly. Lineage: Eukaryota; Metazoa; Platyhelminthes; Trematoda; Plagiorchiida; Dicrocoeliidae.
GAGUUACACUGAUUUAGAAAAGGUAUAAAUGCGGUACCCUGAAUUAUGGGUGUGUUGCCUUUUGGGGAGCCUGGUUAGCUCGUAACAGUCCGGAACAGCCUACUUCGUUAAUUUUUCUGUGUUCUAGAAAUUUCGUAUUUGCAAUUGGACAUCGACCGAUCAUUCGCCCUCUCCCAAUGCGCCGCAUCGGCACGCCGUUUGUUGUCUUUUUCGUUCAGUUUUUUGUCCUUACCUGUUGGGGUGAUGUAUUCUCAAUUACCGGCGGAAAUGAAACCUUAUUAAAUAAUUACAAGAUUGCACUAAUUCUGUAUUCGGCAGACUGGUGCCACUUCAGUCGCCAAUUUGCUCCGGUGUUCGAAAAUGUUUCCAACGAAUUCCGGGAACAAGUUAAGACGGCUGACGUGAUCUUUGCCCGCGUGGAUUGUGAUUCUGAUGGAGCUUACUGCUUCCAACAGAAGAUUAACAAAUACCCUACCUUGAAAACGCGCAAAUACGGAUACACAUCAAAAACGGAAUACCGAGGAGCGCGUACGAUCGAUGCAAUACGAUCAUUCGUUCAAAGCAAUCUCAUAGAAAACUACAACACCACCAACGCCAAUAAACAAGAUAUCAUUCCACUUGUUGAAGCACUUCCGUCAGCACGGGAAAUCAUCGUGGCAUUGUUCCGGGAUUUGGAUCCUUCAAACCCGCAUUUCAUUUACUUCAAAAGAAUAUCGCACAUAGAGCGUGAUAGUUGCGAUUUUCACAUUAUGUACAACGUUGAUGAAGAAACCGAUCGUAUGACUCACAAGGAAGCAUUGACGCAGAAGAUUAGUGAGAUCACGAUUCUGAAGAACGCGAGUCUGGAAGCCAUUCAUACCUGGGUGAAACGCAAGUGCACUGUUCCAGUGCGUGAGAUCACCUUUGAGAAUGCGGAGGAGAUCACGGAGGAAGGCAAACCCCUUAUGCUCUUAUUCUAUGAUGAGAAAUCGGCGAAUCUGAAGUCUAUAUACCACGAUUUGAUCAAACAAAAGUUCGCUGACGAAAUAUCCAAAAUUAAUUUUGUAACUGCUGAUGGACUAAAGUUUUCUCACCCACUAUCCCAUGUGGGCAGGACGACUCGAGAUCUUCCCUUAUUCUGUUUGGACUCACUUGUGCACAUGUAUUUGCACCCAGAGCAUCCGGAAAGCAUACUAGCCGACGAGAAUGCCCUGAAAACCUUUAUCGCGGAUCUCUAUAGCGGUAAAUUGCACCGCGAGUUCCAUUACGGUCCCGACCCACCUUCACUGAAGUCAGCGGACUCCGACGCGCAUCAAAAGCAGGAGAUCUCUCAUGAACAUGAUACAACUCCCCGGGAGUCAGUUUUCAAGAACCUCCGACCAUCGUAUCUGAAGUACACCCUACUGCACGAUGAAUUGUGAGCCUGUGAACACGUUUACCAGCGCACAUUCUUCCUGGCCAUUUUGCCAUUCUCGUUUGUUAUUGUGAUAUGCAACAUUAUAUGUAACUGCACAUAUUCUUUCGCUGGCGCUUACGGUGUUUGUGUCUACGAAGCUGUUCCAUCUACUCGCUUCUGUGUUGCACAAAUUACACUUGACUUACUCCUUUACCUUUUUCUCCUUUUUCUUCGAUUUCUUUUUUUGUCUUUGGGAAUAGGCUUUCUACCCUCCUUGGUCACUGUACACAGCUCGGGGAUCUCCACUGGAGUUGCCCUCACCCAUCGUGCCCAUGUCGUUUAUCUUUGACAUUUUGUCACCGUGCAACGUUGCGAAAGGUUGGUUAUUUAAAUUUCGUCUGUUCUCUUCCCUUCGGAUUCAUUGGCUGUGAGGUCGCACCACCAUCCCUAUUUCUGUUUAUCCAAAUGCCAACUUUCCACUUGGUGCCUCUUGCACUCACUUGGUCAUCCGAAUUUCGCAGACAGCACACUGAAACUCCUUUAUGACCUUCUCUACGGAUGGAUUUAUUGUCUUCCACUUUCGAACCCACUCUAAUGAUUGUUUGUGUUUUUGUCUAUUCAGGUCUCUGUUCGGUUUGUACUUACUUUGUUUAGUUUGACGAACCUCCAGAAAGCGUCCGAUGCAUCGAUUCGUCCUGGUUUCACUGUGCCUCCUCGCGAUGAUGGCUGAGUGCGGCGUACAACUUUGGGAACUCCGCAUGUAUAACCACAGUAGCAAUUGAGAUGAUUUCUUUCUUUCAGCACUAUACCUCUGCAUAAAUGACACCUACCGGUGGAUGGGCGAUGCAGGUGUUUAGAUUGUAACCCACGCAUCAUUGAUUCAAAUCUACAACUGCCGGAGCUUGCUUAUCUGCGAAGCGUCGAUAUCUUUCUUCUUCCGGUGUACUGUUGAUGUCACUUUUUCUCAUAUUUAACCCUGUGGUUUCCAAGUGGGAUCGGUGAUUUCGUUAUAGUAACCGAUUGUCUGUGUUCGUCUUGUACUUAGCUGAAAAUUUUCGCUCAUGAUGAUUGGUUUAUUGCCAAUUGAAGCAGCAUAAACUGCAGCUAAUCUGUUCCUGUACUUACUGAGCUAAUGUCUUCGGCCGAGCCUUGUUUCCAAGUCGUAGACACCCUUUGUUUGUUGAUCUGUUCUUUCUUGUGAGGUUGUUCAUUUGAUCACGGUUCUAUACCAUUUAGUCCUCUACCCAAGAUGCUCGUGUAUUGCUAACAGAGAUGGCCACCAUGAUCAUCGUCCCGUCAGCCACGAAAUGCUGUCAUAAACUGGUUCUAGUCGUUCUUAACCUUUUCUACUUUGGUUGUACUUAAGCAUCGAUUACCCAAGUUAUCUUGUUUGCUUAUGGCGCUUUGAACAACCAAAAACGAUUUAAAUAGACUAAUGGCUACUCG